Pseudoliparis swirei is the source of this 790-nucleotide messenger RNA. RefSeq lists its product as uncharacterized. The coding region runs from base 67 to 678 and encodes 203 amino acids. The transcript is spliced from 2 exons. NCBI's taxonomy places the organism in Eukaryota, Metazoa, Chordata, Actinopteri, Perciformes, Liparidae. The record is from RefSeq and is a predicted model, not a curated record. Gene Ontology annotation, molecular function: nucleic acid binding. Gene Ontology annotation, biological process: DNA integration.
CUCUUCCUCUUCAGCAGCCGGGUUGGGAUACCCAAGGAAAUUCUUACUGACCAAGGAACCCCCUUUAUGUCCAGAGUCACCAGGGAACUGUGUGCGCUUUUGCAUGUGAAGCAGGUGAGAACCUCAAUCUACCACCCCCAGACAGAUGGGCUAGUGGAGCGUUUUAACAAAACCCUCAAAGCCAUGCUGAGGAAGGCCAUCGACAAAGACGGAAGAAACUGGGACCAGCUGCUACCCUACCUUCUGUUCGCGAUAAGGGAAGUUCCUCAGGCUUCCACCGGUUUCUCACCCUUUGACCUGUUGUAUUCUCACAAACCCAGGGGCCUGCUAGACAUAGCCAAAGAGACUUGGGAGGAGCAGCCCUGUCCCCAUCGUACUAUGAUUGAGCACGUGGGGAUGAUGAAAGACAGGAUGGCAGCUGUUUUUCCCAUUGUGAAGGAGCACAUGGAGAAGGCCCAGAGGGAGCAGAGGGCAACGUACAACCGAGCAGCGCAACUAAGAGAAUUCAGCCCAGGAGACAGAGUCCUAGUUCUGGUGCCCACUGUGGAAUGCAAGUUCUUGGCUACUUGGCAGGGGCCAUAUGAGAGUGCCAGAAGAACCUGCCCGGGACCAAGUGCAGUUUGGCCCGGACCUGUCCCCUCACCAGCUGCAGCAGGCAAAGGAGCUGGUGGACGGUAACCAGGAUGUAUUUUCAUCCCUCCCAGGCUGCACCCACCUGGUUGAACAUGAAAUACGCACCCCGCCAGGAAAAACGGUCAACCAAAGGCCGUAUCGGGUGCCCGAGGCCCGU